Octopus bimaculoides (California two-spot octopus) is the source of this 838-nucleotide messenger RNA. RefSeq names its product rab-like protein 2A. Gene Ontology annotation, molecular function: GTP binding; GTPase activity. NCBI's taxonomy places the organism in Eukaryota, Metazoa, Mollusca, Cephalopoda, Octopoda, Octopodidae. The record is from RefSeq and is a predicted model, not a curated record.
UAUACGGAGCAAGUCACUCUAAAGAAACAGCCUCAGUUUCCGCUUCCAGCAUGCUUUGCGCUGUUUAACUUACUUAACUAGCCGGCCAGAGGGACCAUGGCGAAUGUUGAGGAUGUGGAGUCUAAAAGCGGCAGCGGAGAAAAUGAUGAAAAACAAUUAGGAGAAGAAAUUAAAGUGAAAAUAAUUUGUAUCGGAGAUAGCGCAGUAGGAAAAUCCAAGUUAAUGGAGAGAUUUCUCAUUGAUGGAUACAAACCACAACAAUCGUCCACAUAUGCCUUGACUACAUUUAACUACCAAAUGAAAGUAAAUGGACAAAAGGUUUCAGUAGAUUUCUGGGAUACUGCAGGUCAAGAAAGAUUCAGUACCUUACACAGAUCAUACUACCAUCAGGCACAUGCUUGUAUCAUGGUGUUUGAUGCCACUAGAAAAAUAACGUAUAAAAAUCUGAGCAAAUGGCUGACUGAGUUGCAAGAACAUCGUCCUAAUAUUCCAUGUUUAUGUGCUGCCAACAAAAUUGAUGCUGAUAUGAAUAUGACAAAGAAAAGUUUUAACUUUCCUGAGAAACAUAAAAUGCCACUUUAUUUUGUAUCUGCUGCCAAUGGAACAAAUGUAGUGAAGCUUUUUACAGAUGCAAUUGAAGCUGCAGUUGGAUAUAAACUAAACACAACUGACUUUCUUGAUAAAGUGAUGAGAGAACUGGAGAAUUUUGAUGUUGAAGAUGAAGGAAACCUUAGUUUGACAGAUGAACAAAAGAAAAUUUGAAAGUCAAAAGAAGUCAAUUAUUUUUAAUAUUGUGUUAUUUAUUUUAUGACUUACUUCCUAGGAGUAUCAACUGAAG